AUGACCGCUGGAUCCAGCCAGCAGAAUGCUGCAGUGGUCUUAUUAAUCAGUCAUUUAUGUUUCUAUGGGGGUUGUCAACUGACUGAGUUACAGGUAAAGGGGUCUGCUUCAGCGCUAUAGGCAAUGCGGAAAUGCUGCUCAGUGCUAUGUCAGAUCCGUUACAUUGUUGCUGUUACAUUGUAACUGCUGCUACACUCAAGAGUAGAGUUGUUACAUUGUUUUAUACACUCGGAUGUGUUACAUUGGUGCUUUACUGUGUUGUUACGUCGUAACUGCUAUGCUACUUGGCUACACGCAGUGUUGUUACAUUGUAACUGUCUGCUGCUAGCCUGCAUGCUACACACUCCCCGAGAUUUGUCGCUUGAAGCUAUAUAUAGUAUUGGUCAAUAGUUGCCUGCAAGAUAAGAUUUUUUCUGAAGCAUUUGUUGUAGAAAGCUACUGUUGGUACGCUAGGUCUUGUUCAUAACGGCGUUGUGAAUAGCUCCGCGUUGUGUAUUUGUGGUCAACAACAACAGGUAGGCCUGUGCCAUCGCUGCAACGGGACAGUCCAGAACGGCACCGCCGUGAGCCAGUUCUGUUCCGGGUCUGCGGGUUUGAUUGAUGGCCGCUGCUGCCUGCAGCGAAAGGAAAACACCAGGGAUGCUGACUACAUCAUUGGGUAGGAAUUCGAUUUUGUGCUUUGACAAGGAUUCGUUUUGUAACCAUUUACAGUUGAUAAUAUGGUGGUCCUACUGAAUUGCCCAUAGAGGACAGAUACUUUGUGUAAUAACAUUUAGUAACAUCCAACAACUAUAACAUGUAACAACUGGUUAGUAAAAUGUACCAACUGAUGAAGUGUCUGUCAUUGUUUUUUUUUUACUGUCUGUGCCCUUUAUUAACAUGUAUUAAUCCCACUCGAUACGUUUCUCUCAGGUUGGACCUAUCAAACUGUUCCCUAAGCCACGUUGAAGACCUUCAAGAUGCAUUCAACGCUACAACAAUGUAUGGGGAAAAAAAACAGACUGUUCACAUUUACAUACAUUAUCAGUGUGUUACUAUGCGCAGCGUUAACUUCUGUUUUCUCUCUUGACCUUGCAGAGAUCUGUCACUGAACCCCAUUGUAAACCUGAACAAUGCCCUGUUUGAAGGCUUUAUCCAGUUGGCUAACCUGUAAGCACAAUGUCAACGUUAUUUACUGUCCAUCGGUGUUUGCCAAUAACACCAUUGCUAAAUCCCUCCUGUACUGUACUCGGGGACUGAGCUCUCCUGUAGCUCUGGUGCAAUACGGUCUGGCGGUUCUAAAAAUACUAUUUUCUUCUCUGUCUUUGGACCUGUAAGGAUUCUGCCCGCCAACCUGGUCUGUCCAGGAGGCAAUGCAUCAUGGGAUAAGAUGGAGGUCAAAGGGGAGACUCGUUUUUGUGAAGGACAGGAGGACAUCUGCAACCAGACUGGCCAUUUGUGUAAAUCAGUCACUUACCAUUAAGGGUUUCUGCUGUGUGACAUUUGUUUUGUUGAGUAGACAAGCAUUCCUUAUUUCUAGUUUAACUUACAUUUGGGAAACAAUUAAAAUGUGAGUGCCACCUAAGCUGUGAUUCUAAAUACAGUGAACUGGCAUCGGUGUUAUAACUGACAGUUUAUAUAGUACCUUUUUAUAUGCUUAUUUUCCCUCCAUAACUUUGCUUCUACAGCGUUGAACUGCCCUGAGAACUCCCUCUGUGCCCCAUAUGGUCCCGGCUUCUUUCAAUGUAGCUGUGUGGAUGACUUCUAUGGAUACAAGUGUCUUCGAGAGGUCAGUUACUACAACACAGCCACCCUGUCAUUUAUUGGAAAAUAUUCCUUAAAAAAAAAGAAGCUAUUAUUAUUUGGGGACAAUGGCGAUAAAUUGCAUCACAAACAAUAGCCUAUUCAUUCAUAUCCAUAUUCCAUCACUGAUUGUUGAAGACGACGCAAGUAUGAACUGUCAAGGAAACAAACUCACAGCCCUUCAAACAUAAUAACUGCUGUGGUCAAAUGAAAUCCUUGUCUGUGUGUUGUUGGCAGGGAGAGUUUCCUAUAAUCCAGGUGAUCGGGCCUCUAGCGGGCUCCACGGUCCUGGUCUCCAUCCUGCUAUGGGUCACCCAAAGACGCAAGGCCAGAUCAAUCUGA
Messenger RNA from Coregonus sp. 'balchen', 2124 nucleotides. The record is from the annotation of a GenBank genome assembly. Lineage: Eukaryota; Metazoa; Chordata; Actinopteri; Salmoniformes; Salmonidae.